AUGGACAAUAGACCAGUCUUGGACCAGAAACCCACAGUAGACAAAUUGGGAGACAGAUCCACAGCUCAUGCAAAUGUUGCCCAUGAAACGUUCACUUGCAAGGAUGCUCCAGUCGAGAACCAACGUCCUCUCAAGGUCCGCGUAAUCGGCGCUGGAUAUUCAGGCGUCUACCUCGGCAUCAGAAUCCCGCAGCGUCUGCGCAACAUUGAUCUCAAGAUCUACGAGAAGAAUGAAGGUGUCGGCGGAACGUGGUGGGAGAAUCGGUAUCCAGGUUGUGCCUGCGAUAUCCCAUCCCAUUCUUACCAGUACACCUUUGCCCCGAACAAGGCUUGGUCAGGCUUUUAUGCCCCUUCACACGAGAUCUGCGCCUACAUCGACGACGUGGCGGAGAAGUACGGUGCCAAGCGCUUCAUCCAUCUCGGACACAGAGUAACCAGCGCAACCUGGAAUGAUACGGCCAAGAAAUGGCACGUCACAGUUGAGACCAACGCAGGGGAGAGCUUCGCCGAAGAAGUAGAUGUCGUCGUGGCUGCCAGAGGUAACCUCAACACAAUCUCCUGGCCUGACAUCCCUGGCUUUGAUACCUUUAAGGGGAAGAAGAUGCACUCAGCAGCCUGGGACCAGGACUAUGACUUCAAGAACAAGAAUAUUGGUGUUAUUGGUGGUGGGUCCAGCUCAAUCCAGAUCGUGCCAGAGCUGCAAAAGGUUGAGGGCGCCAAGUUGAGUUGUUUUGUACGCAGUAAGGUCUGGAUAUCGAACCGCUUUGGCGAUGUGACGAUGAAGCAACUGGGAUGGGAUCCUUCUGAUAUCGAAUUCUCGGCCGAUCGUUUGGCAGAAUUUGUCAAGAGUGACGAUGAAUAUCUCCGCUUUCGCAAGCGUAUCGAGGACGACGGCAACUUGGUUCAUCUUUCAACUCUCCGAGGCUCAGAGAUGCAGAAAGAGUUCGUGUCCAUGUUCUCAAGGAUCACCAAUGAUGUUCUUGGUUCACGACCCGAUCUUCUCGAAUCGUUCUCCCCAACUUUUGGUGUUGGAUGUCGUCGUUUGACACCAGGACCUGGUUAUCUGGAAGCUCUGUCUCAGCCUAACGUCAAUUUCAUCACUCAAGGUAUCGAAAGUAUCAACGAGAGGGGCCUGAAGCUCACAGGGCCUGAAGGUCGACAGAUUGACGUCGAUGUGUUGGUCUGCGCAACGGGUUUCCAGACUAACUACACCCCUCCCUUCCCUGUUAUCGGUAAACAAAGAGUAACAUUGAAGGACAAGUUUAACCCGUUCCCUGCGACAUAUCUCACUAUGGCGGUGGAUGGUUUCCCAAACUACUUCAUGAUGCUCGGACCCAACUCAGCCAUUGGCGCCGGCUCAUUGACAUGUCUUCUUGAAGCAGAGGGAGAUUACAUCGUCAAGUGCAUUCGAAAGCUGCAGAAGGAAGACUACGCAACCAUGACGCCCAAAGCAACCCGCGUCCAAGAUUUUGCAGACUACAUUGGAGAGUACUUCAAGAAGACAGUCUACAUGGAUGACUGUAAGUCGUGGUAUAAGAUCGGAGGCGGAUAUGGCGACAAGAUCUCGGCUCUUUGGCCCGGAAGUGUCAUGCAUGCACUAGAGACGUUGAGGGCGCCGAGAUGGGAAGACUUUGAGUUUGAGGAAAUGCAUGAGAAUAGACUUCGGUGGUUGGGCAAUGGCUGGAGCAUGUGUGUCAUGGAGGAAGAAGAGCAGGGCGAUCCGAGUUGGUACGUCAACCCGGAUAUAGUGGAUGUGCCACCCGAAGGGAAACCAGAGAGGGAUCCUAAGUAUCUAGCCAGACCUUUCUCAUACUGA
Fusarium odoratissimum NRRL 54006 is the source of this 1815-nucleotide messenger RNA. RefSeq lists its product as uncharacterized. Gene Ontology annotation, molecular function: NADP binding; N,N-dimethylaniline monooxygenase activity; flavin adenine dinucleotide binding. The record is from RefSeq and is a predicted model, not a curated record. Lineage: Eukaryota; Fungi; Ascomycota; Sordariomycetes; Hypocreales; Nectriaceae. The coding region runs from base 1 to 1815 and encodes 604 amino acids. The transcript has 4 exons.